This is a messenger RNA of Torulaspora delbrueckii, 1089 nucleotides long. It is a transcript of the gene ECM4, whose product is annotated as S-glutathionyl-(chloro)hydroquinone reductase. Gene Ontology annotation, molecular function: glutathione transferase activity. NCBI's taxonomy places the organism in Eukaryota, Fungi, Ascomycota, Saccharomycetes, Saccharomycetales, Saccharomycetaceae. Gene Ontology annotation, cellular component: cytoplasm. The record is from RefSeq and is a predicted model, not a curated record. The transcript has a single exon. Bases 1 to 1089 code for a protein of 362 amino acids.
AUGUCGAAGAAGUGGGCAAGCGAUAAAGAUGGUGCUUUCAAAAGGCAAGUUUCCUCGUUCAAGGACGUGAUUUCACCUAAUAACCCCGUGUUUAAGCCUGCGAAGAACCGAUACUGGUUAUAUGUCUCGCUAGCUUGUCCAUGGGCUCACAGGACUUUGAUUACUAGAGUGCUCAAGGGAUUGACCUCAGUGAUUGGUGUUAGCGUUGUUCACUGGCACAUGGAUGAUAAGGGUUGGAGAUUAUUAAAGGGUUCAGAUGAGAAAGAUCCCAAAUUCUACACACCGGCAGGUGGCAUAGCUUCUGCUACUCGUGAUCACUCUGUUGCGCAUGGUCAUACGUUAAAUGAUAGUACUCGUUUGUUUGAGGAUGCUUCUUUUGACCCAAACCAACAGUUCGAAAGGUUGAGCCAGUUCUACUUCGAACAUGACCCCAACUACUCCGCUAGGUACACUGUCCCACUACUAUGGGACACAGAGACGAAGAGAAUUGUUAACAAUGAGAGUGCAGAUAUCAUCCGGAUCUUCAACAGUGGUGUUUUUGACGAAUUUGUCGAUAAGGAAUACAGAGAUGUGAACUUGUAUCCUUCAAAACUACAAUCCCAGAUUGACGAUUUCAACGAAUGGGUAUACAACAAUAUCAAUAAUGGUGUUUACAAAAGCGGGUUCGCAGAGAACCCAGCAAUAUAUGAAAGCGAAGUCACAAACGUCUUUACCCAUCUCGACAAAGUAGAAAAUAUUCUCAAGAAGAAUUACCAGGAAUUAGAGUCCAAGUACAGCGACAAAAAUUCUAUCCUGGAACAUUACUACGCUGUAGGUGACCAAUUGACCGAGGCAGAUGUUAGGCUUUACACUACAAUAGUCAGAUUCGACCCGGUCUACGUGCAACAUUUCAAGUGCAAUUUUAGAACUAUCAGAAACGGAUAUCCAUACAUUAAUCUGUGGCUAAGGAACCUGUACUGGAACCACGAUGCGUUCAAGCUCACCACGGACUUUGACCACAUAAAGCUACAUUACACCCGGUCCCACUCGAGAAUCAACCCACUUGGGAUCACUCCUUUAGGACCUAAGCCAGAUAUAAUCGACUUGUAG